GCCGGUUGUGGUUCCGGUUCCGUCGCGGAGACACGUGAAGGUCGGUGAGUUGGUGCGGGGUUGGUCUCGGCACGCGUGGCCGCGCUGGGAUGGAUUCUCCCUCGUCUUCCUCCGCGGCGGGUCUGGGCACCGUGGACCCGCAGUUGCAGCAUUUCAUCGAGGUGGAGACGCAGAAGCAGCGCUUUCAGCAGCUGGUACACCAGAUGACUGAACUUUGUUGGGAGAAGUGCAUGGACAAGCCUGGGCCAAAGUUGGACAGUCGGGCUGAGGCCUGUUUUGUGAACUGCGUUGAGCGCUUCAUUGAUACAAGCCAAUUCAUCUUGAAUCGACUGGAACAGACCCAGAAAUCCAAGCCAGUCUUCUCAGAAAGCCUUUCUGACUGAUCUCAGCAUUACCUCUUCGGAGAAGGAAGGUAGUUCAAGAAAUGAAGACCUGUAGAUGGGAAGGUUGAAGAAAAGGCUACCGGGGAAUUGGUUUCCACCUUUUUUCACUUUGGGGACAUCGUGUCAUCUGAGAAUGAACAAAGACCAAUUUUGUGUGUGUGUGGUUUGAAGGUCAUAUGUGUAUUUGGUUGUGUUUUUUAAUGCUAAUAUUGUGAAAAUAAUUGACAGAUGAAUGGAAAACUCUACCAGAUGCAUAUUACUGUAUGUGGGACUGUGCUUUUUUCAAAGUCCCGUUAACUGCUUCCUAUAAUUUGAGAGUGGAACUGCUUUCUAUAAUUUGAUAGUGGGACCACAUAGGUAAAAAUCUGUCAUUUGUGUGGAUUCAUUUCAUAUUACUGGGGAGGCUGAUAGUCAUAUUUGUAGCAGAAAGGACAGCUGUGGUGGGGCGGGAGAGUAAUUUGCUACUGUAACUCCAGGCCUCCUUAUCUAGUAUUAGACUAUCAGUGCUGGGAAAAAAACCUAUGGAGCAUUCAGACUGUACACUUCACUUUCUAGAUUAUCUCCCUCCCCUAUACUAUGACUUACUUAAAGACCUAUAUAAAGUAUGGCCUCUGGAGGCAGUACAGGCAGCCUGAGAGUCUAGAGGCUUUUAGUUAUAAAGGAAUCAAGCCAGUGAAGGUAAUUCACAUUAGUAGACUGCCACAAGGAAGAAGUUAACUUCCCCUGUAUUUCAGGGUACAGAAAAGUUAAAGAUGUGCCUAAAUUAGUCAUAAAGAUUUAGGCCAGUCAAAAACUAACAGCAGUUUCAGGUAGAGGUGCAUGCCUAAUGUUAAUUACUAUAGAUUCUAUUACCUGCAUUCUUUUGAUCAUUGAAAUAAAAGCUUCUACAGAUUCAGCUCUGA
Messenger RNA from Loxodonta africana (African savanna elephant), 1285 nucleotides. RefSeq names its product translocase of inner mitochondrial membrane 8A (gene TIMM8A). The transcript is spliced from 2 exons. The record is from RefSeq and is a predicted model, not a curated record. The coding region runs from base 90 to 383 and encodes 97 amino acids. Lineage: Eukaryota; Metazoa; Chordata; Mammalia; Proboscidea; Elephantidae.